Messenger RNA from Vanessa tameamea, 4928 nucleotides. RefSeq lists its product as uncharacterized. Bases 787 to 1410 code for a protein of 207 amino acids. The transcript is spliced from 3 exons. The record is from RefSeq and is a predicted model, not a curated record. Lineage: Eukaryota; Metazoa; Arthropoda; Insecta; Lepidoptera; Nymphalidae.
GUUCAACUAUUUAUAAUCAAAUAGGGUGCGCCUGUGUGAGCGUAUGCUUACGUUAUGCACCGCACACACAUGCACGGCGAGUCGAGCGAGGCAAUGAUGUGCACGAAGUAUUAUCCCUUAUUACACGAUCCGCUUCCGCGCCGGCCGCACGUACAAUAGUUGUCUGCCGACCUCUUUUGUAUCGAAGUCGAAGUGUCAGCUUGUUUACAUCGAAAAGCUAGAGCGAUGCAUAGUGCGUUAGUUAGCGCGAUUGUGUCAUCGACCGAGCAUCGGUUAUCGCUAAAUUGCGAGUGAUUCACGGACAAUGUUCGCGACUGUGGUUUUACUGAAACUUUUUGUGAACUUGUGAAUUUUUUAAAGGUCCAAAGUGCCGAUCUUAUUAGCCAAAUUGAACUGUGACAUUUUUCUACAUUUAGACUCAGUGUGCCAUUUUCGAGUGUCAAAGUGUUAUCUUCGAGGAGAUAAAACUUAUUGUUAGAAAUAAUUUUCGAGAAAAUAUACGGACUUAUUUUUUUUUUUGGAAAAAUAAUAAAAAUCAGAAAAUAUAAAUAUAAAUAAAAAUAUCAUCGAAAUUAUCUCUACUUAGAAAAAAGUCGACCAUAAAAUUGACACAAAUAUAAACCAGUGGAAAAAAAAGGUUUAGAAAGAAAUAGAACGUCGUUAUCCAUAAAGAUAAAAAAGUCGAAGGGAGACGAAAUCCAAACGCGCGCGAGCAUUUAUGCAUACAAAACAAACCGCAAUCUGUCCACGCUUCUUCCGUAGAAAAAGGCGUUGUGAGAGACAAAGAUGGCUAUAGCGUUCAACUUGCCGAGCGAAAGAGAGGCGGCUGAGGAGAACUUUUCACGAUUGAACCGGCUCCUCGCUGAGUUGUACGAGGUUUUAUGCCACAUCUUGGUAUCACGACAACCUGGGCAAGAAGCCCAGGAGAAUCGGCGAGAACGUCCAUACUCCGAGUCAGACAUAGAAAGACAGCAGAUCUCAACGCCUCAGCAGUGCCGUCGCUCAGCGUCCUCCCCUCCACUCGCCUUAACCUUCGACAGCGACGACUUGGAAGACGAUGUUUUCGCCCCACGAACUGACAAUGGAAAUGAUAGAUUCUCAACAACAAAUCUUGAGAUAUUUAAUUACGGACGAUCUCCAGCCGGUGUGCUCUUGAGUCCAAGACGCGAAAGAUCUUUCAAUUUUUCGGUAACCAGCGAAAAACAUUGGAGGGAUAAGGGUGGGACGGACGUGGUUGAUAACGUUAUUGACGCUGACGUGACUGAUGCUGCCACACCAAGGUUGACCGAAAAGGAGACUUCAUCAUCAGAGAGUUCAAUAUUUUCAAUUCUACCUGACAAGUUGUCAGGUUCAAUUUGCACGGCUGUAUUAUUCAUGCUUGGCUGGAAGCUCUUCAGUAAUAAACGAUGAAAAAUUAAAAAAGAAAAAACGCUUGGUUUGUUAAAACACGAACUCGUGCAAGAGUAUUUUGAUACAUUUUGUUAUGAGAUAUAUUCUAAAAUACGCCACUUUUUUAAUUUAAUUUUUCUAUUUUAAAAAUGAAAAUCUUUUAUCUGAUCGAAAACGGAAUUCAAUAUCAUUUCAAAAUGAAAAUGAUUUUACACAAUUAGUUUUAAUUGUAGUUUUUGAUAUGUAAUAGCAAUAUAUUUAGUGUAUUUAAGAUUAUGCUGUACACAUUAUUGUAAAGUUACGCGUGUAUAUAAAUUUACCUUCAAAGUUUCGUAGACUGAUUGUGGAAAUUAUAAAAUCGUUGAAUUAAAUGUUGAUGAAUUUCACAUUUAUUAUUUUAUAAAAAUUUGAAAACGAAAUAUUUUAUUUGAUUUCCGAAAAUGAAAAUGUAACAUUACAUUUUUAAUUGAAUUACAUACGUGCCGUAAUUAUGUAACAUGCCUUUGAUACUUAUAAUAUAAUUGUAAUCGAUAAAAAGUUAUAUAAACCGUGUACAUAAAUAAAAUAAUUGAACUGAAAUAAUCUGCGCACAAAAUUAUAUUAAUCAAAUUGUAGAUCUUUAGAUGUACGUCAUGAAAUUUAAAAAAAACAAGUCAAUUGACAUUCCGCUCUGAAUGUACAUAUGUUAUUGAAAAAUACCAUUUUAGUAUCUUGUUAAAUUAAAGUAGUUGUUUGUAGCUUAAAUCGUUUACACGAAAUAUUAUACAGAGGUUAAAACGUAAACAAAAAAAAUGAAUACGGACCAGAAGUUAGAGCGAAAAUAGACUUUCAAUCUAUCUGCAAAGAGUCUAUUUCACAAUAAAUUGUUCCAAAGAGAGCAGCCUAAAAUUGUCAUCGUUUGAUCUCAUUAUAUUUGUAAUAAAAUGUUUAUUUUUAUAAUAUUUUAGCUUAUACGAUAAACCGAUUUUGAUGAAGGCUUAAUAGUAAAUUAUUUUUGUCAAUAUUGGUCUAAUUAAAUAAAAAAUAUAAGUUUGCUUUAAGAUAACAUUCAUUGACGUUUUAUACGAAAAUAUAUAUUAAAUUAAACAUGUAUAUUAUGUAUUUUAUAAUCGAAAUAUAAUAACGACAAAAUUAUAAAUUUAAUUGUAUUUGUAUGAUACGAUUUUUAUUUUCGUAUUAAAUAAAAUUCAUUUUAGAUUUUUUUUUAAAUGUUUACAUUUAUAUUUUCUAAAAUGAAAAUGAAUUUAAAAAUUUUUGAUUUUCGAAAAUAGAUUUAUAUUUUAUGGGCAGGUAUAUAAAUGAAAAUGCCUUUGUAUUGUAAGUUAUUUUGAUAUAAUUGUAUAAAAAUAGUUAAAGCUAGCGACUUGAUUUUUAUGAGUUUGAAAAUAAUUUCAACUCGAUAUUAAAUCAUGUUUUUAUUAGUAAGAUAUACUCAGUAAUACAUAACACACAUAAUAUAAUAUAUAGUUAUAUAUUUUAAUUUUUGUUUUGAAAUGUCCUUAGUCGUGGUUGAAAUAAACUUAUUUUACCAAGCCAAUAAAGCAUUUAAUUCCAAUAUAAAAAAUGUAAAUUUAAAUAAACAAAUAGAAGAUAAAGAAAAGAUUUGUUUCGAUAUUAGUUAAAUUUAUUUUACAUAAAAAGACACAACAAUAUUUUCAUGGUAUAAAUAAAAUAAAUGUUUCUAAAGGAAUAAAAUAGCAUAUAUUUAAUUCAAAUCAAUUGCUGUAAAUAUAUGCGAUUUCAAUUCAAUAAAAUAAUAACAUGUAAUAAUUUCAAUAACAAAAUAAAUAUUUAUUAAUAAACGAAACAGAUAUAAAAGCAAUUUCUUUUAAUGAAAUGGGAUCAAAUACAUUUGGGAACAAACAUUAAUUUGAUAUAAAAUUAGAUUUUAUUUAAUUUUUAUUUUAAGGUAAAACAAAAUAGACAGAAGGAUGUGUUCAAAUGUGAUAUGUAUUUAUUUAAGGAGACAAUUAAAUAGAUGAAAAAAAAAAAAGAAGUUUUCCUAAUGAUCUCUUAAAACCUCUCUUGUGCUUGGUUUGUUGAUUGAACACUAGAAAAUAUAAUCUUUUCUAAAUUAUCUUUCUUUAAAAUCUUAAGCCAAAGUAUCUUUUAUCUAUCUCAUUGUUUAUAUUUACUAGUGUUCAGUGCAAUGAAUUUAAAAUAAGCACAAAAGGAGUUUUGUAUAUAAAUUUUUAAAUUGGUAUGCUUACGCUUUUUUAUAAGGAUUGUAGAAAAAGUCUAAAUUUUCCAUAAUAAUGCUUCAUGUAACGGGUUAUUGGGGGAACAUGCAAAUUCUAAUUAAAUCGUAAUGAUCUAUAUUUUAAUUUAACUUAUUUGUAAUGAAAGCUGAAUGCCAAACAGCGGCUCUAUGUAAAUCUUUAUUUACGUUAAUAAGUAUCGAUAAGUACGAGUUUUAGGCGAUUUACGUCACUCUCGAAAGCAAAUAGCACAUGUGUUUAUCACGUUUUAAUAUUUAUUACAAAUACGAUUACAUUUCAUGAAAAUAAAAUUUUACAUAAAACGAAAACAUUUACGUAAAUUAAAAAAAAUAAAACGAACCUUUAUUUAAUUAAUUUGCAUAUUCUCCAAAUUAUUCAAUUGAAAAAAAAAAUCUAUGCUUCGCUGAACUAUUUACCGUAAAUGUAAUUCCUAAUAAUUGAAAACUAAGCAAUAUUGUUGUAAUUACUCAUAGUUUGUAAGAAUAAUCUCAUUACCAAGUAUUUCUGUUGAUUUAAAUACACCCGCUUCGUGUAAUACCGUCUACGGUACUAAAAUGAUAUAUAUGACAACGAAACAUAAUAUUUUAUAGCUUAUAUAUUCCAUUUCUUUAUUACAUAAGAAUAUUAUAAUGAUUAAAAGUAAGAGAUCUGACUGUUUUACAUAAAUUCCAAUACAAGAAAAAAUAAAAACUCUUUUGAAACAAGAUUCAAAGUAAUACGUCCAAAUAAAAAUGUAUAUUUUCACAUCUGGAUAUAAUUAAAAAUGUCUAUAGAAUAACUUUGGUAAUAAUGUAUAGUUGAAAAGAAAUGGAUUAUAUAUAUAAACCUAAUACAAAUAACCGAUUGAUAAAAAAAGUGAAGUUACCUCAUCGUUAAUUGAAAAUGACGAUAAUUUUAAAUUAUAACACUUUUUUAACAUAUUAAUGAUUUCAAUUUAUUUGGUUUAUUGAAUAAAUUUACGACUACUUAAUAUUCAACUAAAUUGCAUAAAUAAUACGCUCAAAAAUUGCGAUUAUUCUAUUUUCAAAUAUCGUUGGUGAUUUAGUUGAUUUCUUGUUUCGUAAAUGAAUUUCUAGUAUUUUAUAAAAUGUUGUGUAUCGCUUAGACUAGUUACAGAACGGCUUGUAAAUUUAGUUUGAUUUAGUUUAUAGUGAAAAUGUAUAAAUUAGUUCAUAUUUUUGAUUAUUAUUUUGUACCAAUCGAUUAUUAUAUUUUGUGUAUUCGAUUAGAUUAAUAUUAUUUCGAGUUCUACUGCCAAUUUCAUUAUUAUGUCUGUUUUAUAUUCUUUAUUUAAAAAUAAUUAUAAUUUUAUAAAUAAAA